GUUGUACUUUCAGGACGUAUUGUUAACUAAUAUGGCGCUUCCUAUAACAAUCUAGCAGUUAUAAAUCAAGAAGAAUAUGCUAAUUGAGUAAAGUGGGAAGUUUGAGGCUGUAAUUCUACGUUGAAGAUAUGGAAACCGUGUCAAACAACUCGGGUUAUUCUGGUUCACAACAACCUCGUUCAUCAUCUUCUUAUCUGUUAUCAUCAACGACAUCAUCAACCUCAACGUUCAUUACACCCAACACACAUGAUUCUUCAGCUUCGAUAACUGAUCAAAUCAAUGCAACUGGUACUACCUCCACUUCUGUUACUACAACCACUACUACUACUAUGUCGAACACAUCUACGUCUGGGAAAUCAACUUAUACACUCGGAAAAGAAAUCGAAAUUGAAUUAGGAAGUGGUGUAUCCGAAGAAGAUACAAAAUUAGCUAAGAAUGACAAAAAUGCUGUUGAUUUUGUAUUUGAUUAUUGUAAAUUAUGGUGUAAAACAUGUAAGGAUUUAGUGUUAACUUUAGAAAAACGUGCAACUGCUGAGAAUGAAAGUACACGUAUUAUUAUGAAACAAUUUCAAAUAUUGGAAUCAAGUACAACUAAUCAGAAUGGUGCACCAUAUAAAAAACAAACACUCAAUUUAUGUCGAAUGAUGAUUGAACAUUGUAAAGAAAUUGAAGCGAAUAAUUCCAAACGAUGCAGAGAACUUUUAGAGGUAUUAAAUCGUCAACGUACUUUAUUUGAAAAAACCAGGAAAUUUCUUAAAGACAAAUGGAAAGCAGAUGUAAAACGUAUGUUAGAUGCUGAAAAUAGUUUGUUUAAAACAAAAACAACAUAUUAUCAACGUUGUCAAGCUGGUGUAAAAUUACGUGAAGAAUUAGCUACAGCACAAAAUCUUCUAAAUGAAUUAUCUGCUUCUCUUAUGCAAUCAUCGUCAGUUUCAUUUAGUGGUACAUCUACAUCAACAGGAACAACACCAUCAUCAUCAUUUUCAUCUGUUACGAUAAUGCCACCUACACAAACAAAUGUAUCAGGUCUACCUGUUUAUACUGCUGGGAAUUCAUAUUCAUCGAAUCUAAUGAACUCAACUACUGGAAGUAAUGCAAAUUUAACACAAGAUUUUAUGAAUGAUUCAAAUAUUGGUGAAUCAAAUCUAUCAAAUCCAACUUCAUCAUUAUCAACUUCUACAUCAAACCAAGUUGCUAAACAAAGAGUAAAAGUUGAACGAUUAGAAAAACAAUUAGGUGAUAAUGAUAAAAAGGAAAUUGAACUGAUGUAUGCUUAUCGUGAAGCGGUAGAUAUUGCAAAUCAUCGUUUAUGUGAACUGGAAAAAAGCAAGAUUGAGAUUUUAUGCGAUACACGUUUAACCAUAACAAAAAGUGAUGAAGUUGUUAAAGAUUCUUUAGCGGAAUUAUUAAAUCAUUUGUUUACAACUCGUUCAUUAAUGAUAAAACAGUAUGAAAUGAUUGCAAAUGCUUAUCAAGAUUAUGUACCAUGUAGUGAUUAUCGUACAUUAGUUGAAUCACAUAUUCAAAAAGGUACUGAAUUUAUUCCGGAAAAAUAUCAUUUCGAUGGAUUUCAUGAGUCAAAAUUGGAUACAAGUCGUUUAACAAGUAGGUUGGGUAAAGAUUCCGGUGACUCUACUUUAGAUAUAUUUUCUGCACAUCGUAAUCUCCUUUCAUUACAUUCAGACUCUGAUUCUGAUACAGAAACAGCAGAUUUGCCAUUAAAUACAACUGGACGAAAUAGUACAAGUCUUGGUGUUAUUACUGGAGGAAGUAGUAGUAGUGGUGGAAUCGGUAAUACUGCUAAUAGUAGUAGUAAUAAUAAUAGUCUCAGCGGUUGUGGAGUUGCAAGUGGUAUAGUAUCAACAAGUAGUAAUGUUUUAUCAACUAUUGUUGAAUUUGGAUCUAAUCUAUUUCGACCAGAUUCUAAAAAAUCGAUACGUAAUAAACGUUCAAUAACAAAUAGUCUUAGUAAUUCAUCAGUCCCACCAAUCAAUCCGAUAGAUAAUUUAGAAACAAUAGCUAUUCAUGAAGCUAAUUUAGAAAGAGAAUAUUUAUCAGCAUGUUAUCCAGUAGCCCGAUGUAUUGCAGCGAUUGAAAAACAAGAAAAUGGUCUAGCGACACAUGGAAUUUAUCGUGUACCAGCGUCUAAAGCAAAAGUUUCUAAUCUAAUGGAUUUGUUACAGUCUAAUCAAUUAGUUAGCAGUGAACAAAUUCAAAAUGAUAUCGACUUGUUAAGUCAAGAACAUCCACUUACAUUGGCUAGUCUGGUGAAAACACAACUGAUUGCCUUACCUGAACCAUUACUCACAUACAAUCUUUAUCCGAAUUUUGUUGAACUUGGAAAGGCGUUUGACUUGGUUGAUUCAAAUAUAACUGAUGAACUGAUGAAACGUCUUCAACUAUUGAUUAAUCAUUUAAGUCCUGGUAAUCGUCAAUUAGCUGGAUUAAUUUUUCAUCAUUUACACAGAGUUGCUGAAUGUCAGUCGGAAAAUCAAAUGGGAGCUGUUAAUUUAGGUACAAUGUUUGCUCCGACAGUAUUACGUCAAAGACCUAAAUUUCAAGUAGCUAAUAUGAUGGAAUUCAUGGAUAAUAAAGGUCAGACAAAAGUUGUUGAAUUAUUAAUUGAUCGUGUUUUUCAAGUAUUUGGUUCAUCAGAACAAUAUGAUCCAAUCAAAUUAAUUACAGCGCAUAUUACAUUAAAUGAUGAUAAAACUACCAUAGCUGAUUAUAAUCGAAUGAAUUCAGCACGUGGUAGUAUUUCAUUAGCUAAUUGUGAGCGAUCUAAAUCAACUUGUAGUACAGUUGUAGAUAGUGUCCCUGAUACACCAAUGAAUAUAUCUAGUAAAAUUCAUACAGUUAACACUAUAACAACUAUCACUACUGCUACUACUGUUAGUACUACUACUAGCAAUAAAACCAUUAAUACUGAUAUACCAUCGUCGACAACUUUCACACUUGUUGGUACAACCAACAGCAAUACUACUCGUACUACUAACAGUAAUAAUAAUGAUAAUAUGAUCAAUAUUAUCAAAGAAACUACAACAACACUUCCAUCUUCUGGUUUAUUAAGAUCGGCAACAAUAUCUGUUUCACCGCAAAUUCGACCUACAGGAACCCUGCUUACUGGAGCCUUACCUUUGUAUACUCCAUAUCGACAGAAUCAAGGAUUUAGUAAAGACAAUGCAAAUAUUGAAGAAACUCCUAUUAAUACCAGUUCUGAUAUCACAAUUUCUUCAUUACAUGGAUCUGAUAAACAUGACAAAAUGCAUAAAAGACAUAAUCCUGUAAUAUAUGAAAAAUCAACUAAUAUAAAAUCUAGUAUGAGGCUUCAAGAUUUAGCUAAACCAGUUAUUGAACCAACUAUCACUACAGCAUCUCAAAUAUCUAAUCCACCAACUACUGGAAUAGCCAUUACUACCAGUACUACUACUACUAUUACUAAUGUUAUUACUUCUACCAGUAAUAGUAUCAAUGUGAAUGAAGCUUCACCUUCAUCGUCAUCAUCUAUUGUACGUGGGAUUAAAAAAUUAUAUUCUUCAAGUGGUCAACAUUCGAUUUCUCCAUCUACAAUCGCUUCAUCGAUUACAACAUCAAAGUUGUUUCACUCAUCUGACAAACAAAACGCUCCAAAUACGUCAUCUACUGAUUCUAAUACAAAUACAGCUUUGUCAAGUUUAAUAAUUGGACGUCGUAAACCUAUUGGGCGAUUAUUGGCUUUACAUCAAACUACAGAGGCUUCAGAUAAUGUAUCCCCUGUGAAUCCUACGAAUUUAGAUCAAUAUAGUUUUAUUGAUAAUGAUUUGCCUGAUUCUUUAAAUGAUUCAUGAAUUCAAAGAAAUAAUGACUUUUUGUUUUCAUUGAUUGAAUCAUAAAUUGUCUUCCAUAUUCAAUGAUAUUAAUGCAUUUCAAUGAAAUAAUCCCUGAAUACACCUAUAUAUAUAAUCUCAUGAAUUGAUUCAACUCUCGUCUAAAUCAUCGGACAGAUUACUGCUACUACUACUACUAUUACUACUACUGUUACUAUUAUUAUUGCCAUUAUUAUUAUUGCUAAAUCUCUUAUCAUUAUCCAUUCUCUUAUUGAAUACAUUUCAAUAGAUAAAAAUCAUAUAGAUUUAUUUAUUUUUCACAAUUCAUUAACAUAAUCAUUCAAUAAUAAUAUGUCUUCAUUACAUUUUGUACUAUGUACUGUAUUGUAUAAAUUUUCAUUUUAAGAAAAAGAGAAUGAAAAGAAAUUAAAGAAAAAAGGAAAAAAAUAAACAAGAUUUUAAUCAUUCUAUUUGUGAAACGUUUUUCUUUCUUUUUUUCUAUAAAAAAAAGAGAAAAAUGACAAACUAUUUAACUAAGAUCAUUCAGAGUAUCUUACUGUUAUAAUAAUAAUUAUUAUUAUUAUUACUACUAAUAUUAGCUGUAUUUUAAUAGUCGGAUUAAAAGAAAAAGACAUUUAUCUAUCUAUCUAUCUCAUUGACUAUUUUAUAUGAAUCUAUUCAUAUGAGAAAUCAUUCAAUAUCAUCUAUGCAUGUUUGUUUUACUUUAAUAAUACAAUGUGUAAAAUUGAAAUUUUCCAAAACAAAACAAAAAAUUUAAUUCACAAAUUCAAAUAAUAACAAUUUCCCGCAUUUCAAUGGUUCAACAUAUUUGUUUGUGUAUGUGUGAGUGUGUCAUUGUUUUUUUUUGUAGUUGUUAUCGCUAUUGUCAACAUUCAAUUUCAAUUCUAAUUAGUUCAACUUCUAUUUAUCUAGUUUUUGUUUUAUUCAAUUAUUCUACUUUGUUUUUAUUUGUUUAUUUGUGUAUUUUAUCUUUGCACAGUAACAUCAAUAAUGAAUCAUUCUUUUUCUUUCUUUCUUUUUGUUGUUUUGGUUUUGAUUCUCUUCAUAAAAUUCUUCCCAUUUAAUUUAUUUCAUUGUUUAAAGUUUUAAUUGCACAUAAAAUAUUUAAAUUUAUUCAUUCAUUCAUUUAUCUAUUCAUUUCUCAUCGUUGUUUUUCUUUUUCUUUCUUUCUUUUAUGUAAUAUCAAUUUAAAACUUGAACUUAUUAUACUAAACCAAUAUGAUUUUUUCGUUGUUGUCAAUUGUACUUUUUUUCCAAAGAUCAAUAUUAUUUUUCUUUUCUUCUAUGUUACAUAUUUAAUCGGAAAUCAAUAAUCAAUAUGUUUACAAUGAUAUAUUAGAAUAAUAAAGAAUAAUUAUUGUUAUAGUGAUUUGUAAACAAUCGAUUGUUUGUUUCUUUGUUUUUGUCUAAAAAAAGAAAAGAAAAACAAAUCCCUAUCUUAUUAUUAUUAUUAUUCAUUAUCAGAUUAUGAACAAUAAAAUAUAACUAUAAUAUUAAA
Schistosoma guineensis is the source of this 5325-nucleotide messenger RNA. NCBI's taxonomy places the organism in Eukaryota, Metazoa, Platyhelminthes, Trematoda, Strigeidida, Schistosomatidae. The record is from the annotation of a GenBank genome assembly.